CCAUCAGGGUCGUGCUUGCAAACCUCGCGAGAAUAUCGCGCGCCGUCCGCUGGAGGAAGCUAUUGACUACCGCUUAAUUAUCGGCCAACAAACACACGCCUGCUCCCACUGCGGCGCGCUAUUUUGGAUUGAGGAAAGAAUUCGUUCGUCGUCGAAGAUCAACCCUCGCUUCAACUGCUGCGCGGAUGGUAGUAUAGUUCUCCCUCCAACCCUUCCACCUCCGCAGGAGCUCUCCGAUCUAUUUACUGCUACCGAGAUACGCACCGGUCGCCUAUGCCGCACUGAAGAGAGCGAGAGGUUCCAUCGCGCGAUUCGCUACUAUAAUGACGCAUUUUCCUUUUGUUCCAUUGGCGUGCAAAUUGACAGAGAACUCGCUCAGCAGCUGAGAGGUAGCUAUACUUUCCGUGCGCAUGGCGCCUUUUACCAUCGCAUUGGCGCGCUUCAGCCGGAGCACAAGCCUGCCGCAUACGCGCAACUGUACAUUUUCGAUACUGAAGACGAGCAACUUACACACCACGGCAUCGCUUUCUGAAAUCUUGACCCUAAUAUUUCCCGCACGAUCCAGCGCGUCCUGCAUGAAUCCCACCCGUUCGUCCAGGCAUUUCAAAACAACACAGAACGCAUCCGCACAGACAACUCGAUCACGCUACGCCUUGGAAUCGUCGAAGACGCAACAAAAGAUCCGCGUGUCUACAAUCGUCCAACUGCAUCCGAGGUUGCUGCACUUAUUCCUAUCACUGGUGGUGGGGACGGUGCGCGCCAUAUUGUGCUUCAGAGAUUCGGUGAUGGCGCCAAGGAAUUUCUCAAUGAGCAGCGGCAGGAGUAUCUCACCCUUCGAUAUCUUUUCCUCUAUCCGCGCGGUGAACUUGGG
Aulographum hederae CBS 113979 is the source of this 871-nucleotide messenger RNA. The record is from the annotation of a GenBank genome assembly. NCBI's taxonomy places the organism in Eukaryota, Fungi, Ascomycota, Dothideomycetes, Aulographales, Aulographaceae.